This is a messenger RNA of Cavenderia fasciculata, 1302 nucleotides long. RefSeq lists its product as uncharacterized. The transcript has 3 exons. NCBI's taxonomy places the organism in Eukaryota, Evosea, Eumycetozoa, Acytosteliales, Cavenderiaceae. The coding region runs from base 1 to 1302 and encodes 433 amino acids. The record is from RefSeq and is a predicted model, not a curated record.
AUGUUAAAACCAACCAUAAAUAUUAAAUAUAAUAGUAAACUAUUAGGACUUUCUUCCAACUUUUUAAAACCAACAAAUAAUAAUAAUAAUAAUAAUUAUAAUAAUAAUAAUAUUGGUGGAACUUCAAAACAAAUCAUUUUUGGAAAUAAUAUAAAUAAUAAUGUAAAUAAUAAUAAUAAUUGUAAAAAGUAUAAUAAUAAUAAUAAUAAUAAUAUAAAUAAUAGACUAAUAGAUAAUAAUAAUAAGAAUGAAUUAUUAUUUGGUAAAAGAACAUUUUAUACAAUUAAUAAUAUAGAUUCAUCGGUUGAUAUGAAUGUGAUACUUGGUAAACCAAAAUCAGCAGAUGAUGUAUACCAAUACAUGAGGGAAUUGUUUAAUAUUAGUCCUUAUUGUGAGAGUAUUAGAAUCCCAUUCAUGUCUUCGGAACGAGAUAUCAAGGACAUCAAAGGAAUCAAAUUGUAUGGAAGAAAAGAAGAGAAAUCAUGGAUUGUCAUUGUUGGUGGAAAGGAACCUGACCAAUGGACGAGUAUAUCGACCACACUCUAUCUUGGUGCAAUGUUUUCCAACCAACCACUCGACAAUAUCGAUGUAUUGAUAUUCCCAAUUCAAAAUCCAAUCCCCUACACUGGCAAUGCAAAUCUACCUCUUCAACCACACCAUCAUCUCCAAACCUACCAACCCAGUACAAGUGUACAAGUUGGUCAACAACAUGGAUUUACAUCAUCUGUAUCUUCUGGUAGAUCUUCAUCAUCAUCAUCCGACUCUAAAUCUUUUAAUUCAUCUCCUUCAUCUACAUCAUCAUCGAUCUUUAAUCUUUUAAAUGAUGGAUCAUCAUCAAAUAAUCAAAACACAAGAAAAUCAUCGAUUGUAUUUAAUGAUUGGUUAAAGAGAUCAAAGAGAAAAUUUGAAAACCUUGAUGUUAAAAUCAGCAAGGAUGGCCAACCGUACAUCCUCAAUAGCCACUCGACACUAAGAAAGCUUGCUGUCACCGAGACAGAGUUGUGGGAUGGUGGAAGAAAGCAGUUCAAUGCUUCAACGUUGAUGGAUAAUGGUUGUGGUCCCAACGGUGGUGUUGGUGGUGUAUUCGAUAUUCCCGACUCUAUCGAUGUGUCACCCAUCUCAUCGAUCAUGGGUCACGGUGGCAAACAAUCUCCCAACAACUUUGGAUUUCCAAAGAGUCAACACCACCACCCCAACUAUGUCAUUGAGAUUCCAAACAUGUACAUGCAAUUAUCAGACGACCAACUUUUACAAUACUCUCAAAAGAUUAUGAGUGAAAUCAGAAUGAUGGAUAGUAAAUAA